Molecule: messenger RNA, 1887 nt
Organism: Serendipita indica DSM 11827
Lineage: Eukaryota; Fungi; Basidiomycota; Agaricomycetes; Sebacinales; Serendipitaceae
Source: the annotation of a GenBank genome assembly
AUGUGUGAAGACGCCUUUGGAAUGAGCGCAGGCAACAAACCGCUUCCUACCUCCGCGUUUGCCUCCAGCGGAAAAUUUGACGCGUUUCCUGUUGAGGGAGUCACGCGUUUGCAUUCAUUGAAGGCAGCUUCGCCGUUUACGGGAGCAGUAGCAUCACUUGGCCAUCCGUCGACACUGCACAGUAGCGGGGGGCGCUCGGUCGCAUCGAGCGAAUCUCGUUUAGGCAAGUACUUCCUCCUGACGCGCCCAACUGCUCCGGCUGAAGGUGCAUUCGGUGGCUUGACUCGGCCCGGUUCCGGCGCACGGUAUGCGGGGCACGACGUUUGUUCGGAGUUGUGUUUGAGCGGUACUUUGACGGAGAAGCUCAACCGUCGCACCAGCCAGCAUGAGGCUCUUGUCGAGCGAGUGUGGGGUGGUGGUUCCGUUAGGGGUGCAGACGUACGGCAUGCUCACCAUGAUGCUGGAAGUUUCCGUACGGAUAAGUUGCCCAAGACAAAGGGGGGUCGUGGCCAAACAGUUGCAAACCAAGAUGUUUUGGAUCGUCGCCCUGGAUCACGCGUCAAGGCUACUAAACCAUACUCUAGGUAUGCAUGGCGAGCGAAGAGAAUGACGAAGUCACACUCCAAUGCCGACGAAUUCGCCACCGCCACACUCAAGUCACGACCAGUGAUGCCUCCGUGGCUCCUGCACACUUUGAAUACUGUUUCCCACAAGAUUUCCUUUCCAUUGGCUCUUCGAGACUUGCCCAAGCACUCGGCUCUUGCACUCAACCAUGGGUCACAGGGCUCGCUACAACCUCGAGGCCUCGUAAGGACAUCUCGGCGCAAAUCACUCGAACCGCAGCGUAUAGAACCAAGCACAGCUCUAGAAGAUGAUGCUAUCUUUGCCUUCAUGCCCCCGCCUCUUGACCCUUUGGGGUCAGCACUGAUCAACAAACCUGGUCCUUUCGCCACGAGCACACCUCCAAACUCUAACGUACAACCACGUCAGCUGAGCCAACCUGAUGAAGAAUUUGAUUCGAGUCUAUUCACAACCAGAAUUCCCCGGAUCGAUGCGUAUCCGCCAGUAUCGUCUGUUGGUUCGUCCGUUAUCUCGCCUCCUUCGACCGCACCCUUUGUAUUCUCAGAAGUGCCCCUGUGCGAUAGCCCUGAACAUAACGGCGGAGAAAUAUUCGAUGCAGCCCUUAGGAAAACAAACGGCUCUGCAGAUGUCUUCGGCGCGGUGUGGGCCGCACUUCGACCUGCCAGACCUUCUCCAGAGACCAAGUCGCGUUUCCCGAAAUACUAUUCUCGUCUUAAUCCCGUAUUUCGACCUGGUUUACAAGCAGAACAGAUGGCCUGGCCGACGAGUAGACAGGAGUAUCAAAACUUGGACUGGAAACCAUCUUUUCCAGACGCACGUGUACCAAAUCAUCGUGUGGCCACUGUGCCUCUCAAGUCGCAGCUUCGCAGUGGCUUCCUGGGUGCCCCAGAUCCACUUGUAACCAACACCGCAAUCGAAGACGCUGUCGCCGCUGCCAAUCGAGAUGCAAACACCUCGAACCACGUUCGUUUCUGCGUUCCAAGCAGUCCCUCGGCUACGUCCUUUGUCUCCUGUUCUCCUUCGCGACUCUCUGAGCUAUUACACCCGUUGAUUCUCGAGUCGAUUGACCGUACAGAACACAAAGGUGAGUUUAGUGUCCAGGCAACCCCUAAAGAACAUCCUUAUGAAGGGCGAGAUGUUCUGGACCAUGAAUGCGUCAUGCGUACUGUGCAGAAUAUGGACACCUCCUAUAACGAAAUUCCAUUUGACCGCACUGGUGUGGCUAAGAUGGAGGUUUCGGAUCCGAUACCGCGUGGUGGAGAGACAAUAGCAAUUCAUGCACCUGUACUUUACAGUAUUGAAUGA